UAUGUGCUUAUUGGCGGGUAAUCACACAACUGCGUCAUCGACUCCAUCAGUCCCAACCGAGUAUAUAAACCUCCUAACAAGCCUUGAAAUUUGAAACCUCUUAUACAGCUUCCCUUUCCUUCUACAACCACCUACAUCUUACUCUGCAAUGGACUUCUUGAACAAGAACAACGACAAUUCCCAAUCACAACAACCUCAGCAAGCGACAGGCCAAGGAGCUGGCGCUCCUGCUGGUAGUGGAGGAGGCAUCAUGGGCAAGUUUAAUAACGCUUUGGGAGGUGGUGCUUCUGGGGAAAAGAAAGAGGAUGCUUUGGAUAAAGGUGUUGACUAUGUCCAAGAACAUGUCUUCAAACAAGGCCCCCAGACCAACGAAUCGGCCGCAGAACAGACGAAAGACGAGGCUAUUUCGGACUCUAUCAGGAAUCAGUAUAAGAACAUGUCGGGGAAGGAUUUCCCUGUAGCUGACAAGUAGAGGUGAGGAAGAAAGAUAAUGAAGAUUCUAGAAACCGAAUUUGUAUCUCGCGCAAGGAAAUCCCGGACGUUGGAAGAAGUUUUUGUAUACGUAUCAUAAAACUACAUGUUAUUCAAUCUGUUCGUAAUUAUUGUUCUCGUUGACGGAGUUGUAACCGUAACGAAAAGAAAAGGUGCAA
Messenger RNA from Marasmius oreades (fairy-ring Marasmius), 650 nucleotides. RefSeq lists its product as uncharacterized. The transcript has 3 exons. The coding region runs from base 149 to 472 and encodes 107 amino acids. Lineage: Eukaryota; Fungi; Basidiomycota; Agaricomycetes; Agaricales; Marasmiaceae. The record is from RefSeq and is a predicted model, not a curated record.